GAAGCAUCGGGCGUCAGUGAGCAGCGUUAGAGGAAAAAUGUAACGCGCGUCAGUCGGCCGUAAAUGGCUUUCAUCCGAACCAUGAGGGUAUCUAUCUGGUUACUGUGUUUAUACUGGACUCUUGGAGACGCGAGUUCAGAAGAAAACCUAAGAGAGCUUGACUAUAGGGCCAAAAGGCAAAUCAAUGCACUGCCUUUGGUCUACCCUUAUGGAGCAACUUAUAAGCUCAUCACCGGCUUCACCACCCCCAUAAAAAACGACGACAAGGUCCCCCUGAUCUUCCUGUUCAACUUCCAGUACCAGUACGUCCAGUUCACGAACAUCACGCAACUGUCGCGGUACUACGUCAUCAAUACCGUGUCGAGGGAGCAAAGGAAUGCUGAUGCUGCGGGCAGGAGGGAGGAGAGGGUUCUGUUCUACAGAUCUGUUGCUGAAGUGAUGGACUCAAAGGGUCUGAACGGACGAGAAUGUGUGCUGCGUGCAAUCUGCGAGGCGGCGCAGUUCCCUGUAGAAGAAGAGGGCUUCGUCGGGGAGCUCUUACACGUACUAUUGACACCAGACUACGGUAAAUCUCCCUUCGAAGAAAUAGACGAAGAGUUGAAGGAGACCAUGGCGCCGUACGUGGACGCUGCGGUGGCGGGGCGGCAGAUGUUCAGCUGCGCCUACAUCUACAGCGGCUGUCCCGAGGGCCAGGGCAUCCUGGAGUUCAUCUCGCAGCUGAGAGACGAGUAGCAACUAGACGAAGAGCUGCAGGAAGCCCUGGCGCCGUACGUGGACGCUGCGGUGGCGGGGCGGCAGAUGUUCAGCUGCGCCUACAUCUACAGCGGCUGUCCCUAGGGCCAGGGCAUCCUGGAGUUCAUCUCGCAGUUGAGAAACGAGUAGCAAACAGUUCGAAAUGAAAGAUUUUUCUCUUUCGGUCUCCUAAAACUCAUAAAUGUUAUGAACAUCCUGAAGGCGUGAUUGCACAAAUGAUUACUCCGUGUAAAAGUCCCAAAAACCGUACAGCGGUUGCACUAACGACAUCUCACCUCGUUUACUGUACCUCCUUACUGUAUGAACAAAAAUUGAACACGAAUUUCAGUUGAUAUCAAUCAAUAUUACAAUCAGUGGCUCGAAUUGUAAAUUAGUGUGAAAUUCAAUUAUGAUGACAAUUCAAUUUUCUGCUUCGUAAUAGUAACAGUUGUUGCUGCAUAAUGCAAUUACUGCAUCCCGGUUUUAUUUUGAAUCAUAAAUGUUCGUUGAUUCAUUUAAUUGGCGUUUUGUUUGGGUUGCCGAGUUGAAAAAAUCAUUUGUUGUUAAAUUGUUCAAGAAGAUAGAUAAAUAUGAUCUUCUAUGGCCUAUGAUUUACAUAGUUAUUUAAAGUCAUUAUGUGAUGAUUGGUAGAUUAUCAUGUCUCAAAAUUCUGAAACGGUUGCUUUUCAAAAUUUCAACAUACAUACAUGCAUAUAAUCACGCCUGUAUCCCAUAAACGGGGAAGGCAGAGCACAUGAACUACUAAGUUUCAAUGCCACUCUUGGCAAAAAGGGGUUUAAAGAUUUCAAGGUUAAUCAUUUAUAGGUAGGUAGAUCAAGUAAGCUUUAUUUUGACUUUUUGAAGUUCUGAAGCAACCAAACUUAAGUAUAAUUAUGUAAACGUAUCGUAUGACUGGGUUUCGACUAUUUCUAAAUAAACAGUUUUAACCAU
This is a messenger RNA of Leguminivora glycinivorella, 1683 nucleotides long. RefSeq lists its product as uncharacterized. Lineage: Eukaryota; Metazoa; Arthropoda; Insecta; Lepidoptera; Tortricidae. The transcript is spliced from 6 exons. The record is from RefSeq and is a predicted model, not a curated record. The coding region runs from base 64 to 732 and encodes 222 amino acids.